Messenger RNA from Artibeus jamaicensis (Jamaican fruit-eating bat), 2346 nucleotides. It is a transcript of the gene MFNG, whose product is annotated as MFNG O-fucosylpeptide 3-beta-N-acetylglucosaminyltransferase. Gene Ontology annotation, biological process: regulation of Notch signaling pathway; pattern specification process. The record is from RefSeq and is a predicted model, not a curated record. The transcript is spliced from 8 exons. Gene Ontology annotation, molecular function: O-fucosylpeptide 3-beta-N-acetylglucosaminyltransferase activity. Bases 760 to 1626 code for a protein of 288 amino acids. Gene Ontology annotation, cellular component: Golgi membrane. NCBI's taxonomy places the organism in Eukaryota, Metazoa, Chordata, Mammalia, Chiroptera, Phyllostomidae.
ACAGGGCUCUCAGCACCCCCCUGCUCUGGAGCAGAUGGCCCUCCAGCCAACCCCUCCCUCCUCCCCGCCAGGCUGCCUGGCCCUUUGUUUUCCUGCGAGGUUGUAACCAUUGUCAGGGGCCCCUCUUUAAACACAUCACAUGUAACCCUUGCUCAGAGGACACUGCCCACUGCUCCGUGCCAACCUCAGGAUUCCCGUGCGCCCUGCUCAGCCCCCACGCCCUGCUGUGGGAACCCUCCUUUCCUGUUCCCCCCACUGGUUCAUUCCGGCUUACUGGCCCAUCAGCAAACAUUCCCUGGCCCACUUGGCUCAUGCUUCAAACUCUAGAAAGUUCCUCCAUCUGGUGGCUGUUUGGUGGUAAAGUUCAUCAGGGAGUCGGGGAAGAAAGGCCUGACUUAUUUUACUGGCUCCCUUGAGGGUUGUGUUGAAAACAGACGUGCAGUUGGGGGCAGGACGGAGCCCAGGGAGAAGGCGGCUGCCAGCAAAGCAGGCGGGAGGUGACGCGGGUGGGCUGAGCCGCAGCGUGGCCGUGAGGCCGGUGGGGAGAGGUUGCUUCCUGGGUCACUUACAGGUUGGCUGGACAGAAUUUGCUGGCAGACUGGAUGGGGGGGGUGUGAGAGAAGAGAGGAGGCCUGGUGACCCUGAGGUGUUGGGCCCCCUCAAGAUGGGGAGACUGAGAGGAAGUGCAGGUCUGGGGGAGUGGGGAGCUCGGUCUUGAGGCUCGAGCCUGAGGAGCCCCCGCCCGGGGGUGUGGUGACUAUGGGGGGACUGGAGGGCCAGGGAAGGGGCUGGGCCUGUGGGUCGAACCUCAGCUCAGCCCUUUCCAGCUGCACGGCCUUGGUCCGUCGUCCGUCAUUCAGCCUCCGCUUCGCCAUCUGUGAUGGGGGCAGGUCGCAACACCUGUGUCCGUGCUUAACAUUUGUCUUCACUGACAGCUCGGAUGAAGGCCUCCAGGAGAGACUGGGGCCCCACCUCGUGGUCACCAACUGCUCUGCGGAGCACAGCCACCCGGCCCUGUCCUGCAAGAUGGCUGCUGAGUUCGACGCCUUCCUGGCCAGCGGGCUGAGGUGGUUCUGCCACGUGGAUGAUGACAACUACGUGAACUCGAGGGCGCUGCUGAAGCUGCUAAGAACCCUCCCGCAGGCCCUCGAUGUCUAUAUAGGCCGGCCCAGCCUGAACCGGCCCAUCCACGCCUCGGAGCCGCAGCCACACAAUCGCUCGAGGCUGGUACAGUUCUGGUUUGCCACUGGGGGUGCUGGCUUCUGCAUCAACCGCAAACUGGCUUUAAGGAUGGCCCCGUGGGCCAGCGGCCGCCGCUUCGUGGACACCUCUGCGCGCAUCCGGCUGCCCGACGACUGUACUGUGGGCUACAUAGUUGAGUGCAAGCUGGGGGGCCACCUGCAGCCCAGCCCACUCUUCCACUCCCACCUGGAGACCCUGCAGCUGCUGCGGGCCGCCCAGCUCCCGGAGCAGGUCACCCUCAGCUACGGUGUUUUUGAGGGGAAGCUCAACGUGAUCAAGCUACAGGGCCCCUUCUCCCCCGAGGAGGACCCUUCCAGGUUCCGCUCCCUGCAUUGUCUCCUCUACCCGGACACUCCUUGGUGCCCACAGCAGGUGGCCCGAUGAGUCCUGAACUGCUGGACUACUGUGCAGCUGAGCCUCUGGCUGUCCCUCACCUCUCAAGGCAGCCUAGAGGGCCCGUGGCAAGUGCCUGGGGCUGAGUAGUCCCUGGCAGGGCCUCCAAGUGGUGGACAAGCCCAGGACUGGAUAGUGAUGGGGUGGGUAGAGUCAUCCCAGAUUCCUGGGAGGUGGGGGCCAGGGGCCAGGUAAAGGCCAAAGAGGCCCCAGGGGCUGGGCUCCCAUGGGCCCUGGGUCUAUACCAGCUCCAGUCUCUCAGUCAUCCCCCUAGGCUCAAGCACUGGGCCACCCACCCCCUGAAUCCCCUGGCUGGGUCCCCAAGCACUGAGGGGAUGUAGGCGGAGCAGGGGCAGCAGGCACAGCCUGUGCAGGUACUCUUGUUACUGACUGGUUUCCAGCUCCUUGCCCCCCAACCCUGGCCAGUGGAACCCGGCUUUGUUCACUCCCUUGCCCACUUGCUCAGCUCCCCUUGCUGCUCGGAGCUACCACGUGCCCCAGCUCUGCCUGGAGUCAGGGCUGCCUGUUGGAGAGGAUUCUGGGGAAGUUCUGCAGCCCAUGCUCCGUCUCCCUGCUGUGAAUGUGGGUGUGCCGUCUGGACCCGGGCAGCCGCCUCGCUGCCCUGAAGGAAAGGCCAAGACCGUCAUCCACACCUGCCUUGUCUAGCAUUUGGUCUUGUGAGAAAAUUAAACCCCUAUUUGUUCAAGCCUC